Ipomoea nil (Japanese morning glory) is the source of this 1239-nucleotide messenger RNA. RefSeq lists its product as uncharacterized. Bases 1 to 1239 code for a protein of 412 amino acids. The record is from RefSeq and is a predicted model, not a curated record. Gene Ontology annotation, molecular function: nucleic acid binding; RNA-DNA hybrid ribonuclease activity. Gene Ontology annotation, biological process: DNA integration. The transcript is spliced from 3 exons. Lineage: Eukaryota; Viridiplantae; Streptophyta; Magnoliopsida; Solanales; Convolvulaceae.
AUGAAGCCCUCCUCAAUAGGCCGGCCCCACUUUAAGUUAUCUAACAAUGAGGCGGAGUAUGAAGCCCUCCUCAAUGGGCUGCGGUUGGCGGCAGGACUACGAGCGAAAAAGGUUCGGAUUCGAUGCGAUUCCAAGUUGGUAGUCAGCCAGGUAUCUGGAGAAUAUGAAGCCAAUGAAGGAAGCAUGCAGAAAUACAGAGACGCGAUGCUGAGAACCUUGCGCGAAUUUGAGGGAUAUGAAAUACACCAGGUACCAAGAGAGCAGAACACCGACGCCGACAUGCUCUCCAAACUAAGCACCAGAGUCCCCAACCACAUCUGGAAGAUCGCUCGGCUAGAACACCUCGAGACUUCAACUAUCGAUAUUUCAUGGGUCUUCCCUGUGCAGACUAGGGAGCCAUGUUGGAUUGACCAUAUCAAGCGAUACAAGGCAGAUGGGCCCUUACCGCAAGAUGAGGCAGACGCAAAGGUAACAAAGUUACAGGCACCCAGCUACGUCGUCUCGGGCGAUAAUCUAUACAAACGCUCCUACAACGGCACGUUACUGAGGUGUCUAUACCCAGAUGAAGCUAAGUUGGCGAUGGAAGAAGUCCACGAGGGGGUAUGCUCCGCGAACCAAGGGGCGUACACCAUUGCACGACGCAUCAUGUUGCAAGGGUAUUUUUGGCCCAAAAUGCUGAGGGACUGUGCCGAGUAUACAAAGCGAUCUCCCAAGUGCCAGGAAUUCCAGGCACUACCGGGUCGACCUGCGACAAACUACACCCCGGUAAGCAUCGCGAUUCCUUUUUCAAGAUGGGGAAUUGACCUGACUGAUGAUGUGGAUGUUGUUUUCGCCUGUGCGUUCACCUUAGUGUGGACGUGUUUAAAAUGGCCUGGAAAUCGGGGGUGUUACACCCUUCCCACGGGGACUAGAAGCAGGAAGUACAUCAUUGUGGCCAUCGACUAUUUCACGAAGUGGGUGGAGGCCGAGCCCCUGGUGAGCAUCAUCGCAGCAAGGUGCAAAAGGUUUGUCGAGAAGAACAUUCUGUAUCGUUUCGGUAUCCCUCUUCAAGUAAUCACAGACAAUGGUCGUCAGUUUGAGGCACGAGAAUUUUCAGAAUUCCUAGCAGGAUGGGGCAUUAAGCAUAGCCGGGUGGCGGUAUCUUAUCCUCAGGCGAACGGACAAGUGGAGAAUGCAAACAGAACCAUCCUCGACGGCCUCAAGAAAAAGCUAGAAGUAGCCGGCGGAGCCUGGGUGUAA